CCUUAGUUUGGCCUUAGUUCUACUGCAAACAUCCAUGGCGUAGCAUUUUGUUUUGAAUCUCCGACCAAGAUUUUCAUUUUCCUUCAUUUGACCUGCAUUUAAAUCACAAUUCGGUAGCAAAAAUGAAUCCUACGGUGUCCCUUGUCAUCCUUUCGGCCCUGUUCAGCUCAGCGUUGGCGGUCCGCUGUUACCAGUGUUCCUCGCAGACUGACCCCAAGGGGGUGGACAACUGUGGGGCGUACAAGCCGUUCAACGUAUCGCAGAACAUCGCCAUCGACUGCAACAGUGACGAGUCGCAUAUGCCCGGAACGUUCUGCGUCAAGAUCGUCCAGCAAAGUCCGCGGGGAUUCAUUUGGGACGGCCGAUGGCGCCAGGUGAUCCGGAAGUGCGGCUCGGUGGCCAAGACGGCCGUCACGGGUGUGUGCAGCUGGGGUGUGUACGAGAACGGUGUCUACUGGGAGGAGUGCUACUGCGGCGAGAACGGGUGCAAUUCCGCUCCCCGGUCGGUAUCGCUUGCAACCAGCAGUCUGGUGUGCCUGCUGGGGGCCAGCUUCCUAGCGAUGAAACGAUACCUCGUGUGAAGAUGAGGUUGAGUUUUUUCAUCUCGAACCAUUCCAUUGUUUUUUAGCAAUAAGACGAUGAACUCUUUUUUUUAACACUGUAAUGAAACAUUGCACCAAAUUGAGUGCACAAAUUUGAUGUAGAAUCGAAUCCGUCCAGAGCCAUAAAGUGCCUAAAAUACAUGUACUAAAUAGUUCCGAAUAAAGAAUCUCUUUACACAGUUU
Culex pipiens pallens (northern house mosquito) is the source of this 785-nucleotide messenger RNA. RefSeq lists its product as uncharacterized. The coding region runs from base 123 to 581 and encodes 152 amino acids. Gene Ontology annotation, biological process: positive regulation of voltage-gated potassium channel activity; sleep; regulation of synaptic transmission, cholinergic. The transcript has 3 exons. Lineage: Eukaryota; Metazoa; Arthropoda; Insecta; Diptera; Culicidae. The record is from RefSeq and is a predicted model, not a curated record.